AACCCACAACAGCUGGAUGGCCACGACUCAGCUCAGCCGGGGAAACGGUGCGAAGGGGAAGGAAGCCUAAAAUGUCUCCAGCAAUUCGACCCAUGGCACGAAAGCGCGGGAACAGCGAGCAGAUCCCGCCAGUUUUCGACAGGGAGGGGUGAAGCCGUGAUCGCCUCACUUAGCUUUCCGGCUUAUUCUCUCAGCACAAAGACAAUGGCCAGGAUGUCCUUGAUCAAUUCGAGGAGCAAACCACGAGCAACAUCUUGCUUUCCCGUCCAAGCAUCAAUCACAUUGCAGACUGUCAGCUGAUCGGAUCCAUUUCAAGGCUGAGGCUCCACUACGAGACAGAUUGAGCAGACGAGCAGAAGAUCGGUCAAGGAGCAGGAGUUGCAUGGAGUGCAGGCGCCAAUCAUCAUUACUAUUCCACGCUCUCGUCUGGCAGUCUCGCGGGGCAAUCACCUCCUGCAAUCCCUGGAGUCAUGACGGUGGAAUCUCUCAAUUGUCGGCAGGCCGUCUUAAACGAGUCAGGCUGGAGGCUGGAGGCACCUGGCGGUUCCCAACCGCGGGCGAACCGUUAACUGCCAAACGACCAAUCCGAUCGAGUCUUUGUUCAAGGACAAUAAUCAGUCAAUCAUCACCCAAAUUUCAGUUCCCCAGUGACGCACUCACUCCCUGGUUCGAAAUGUCAAAGAAUGAUACAUCACAUUUCCCCCUCGGUUCUUUCGGCGCUGACCUGCGUACCACCGAGCCGGUUCCUCCCUACCACGAUGAUGUAUUAUUAUGGAGCUGGAGAUUUCGUCAUUGGGUCCGGUCGGGUGGCCACCGUCUAUUCCACUCUGUCCACACCGUAUACGGAGGCUCAUACUGAACCUGAACUGGUCUUGCUUUGUUCGAGUUCGCAGUGUAUCGGUGAAGGUCACUUUUAGUUGGUCGAUCCAUCACAUCUCAGUCGCGAUCCUCC
This is a messenger RNA of Aspergillus versicolor CBS 583.65, 952 nucleotides long. RefSeq lists its product as uncharacterized. The transcript is spliced from 4 exons. Bases 383 to 859 code for a protein of 158 amino acids. The record is from RefSeq and is a predicted model, not a curated record. Lineage: Eukaryota; Fungi; Ascomycota; Eurotiomycetes; Eurotiales; Aspergillaceae.